Fusarium pseudograminearum CS3096 is the source of this 3561-nucleotide messenger RNA. RefSeq lists its product as uncharacterized. Bases 1 to 3561 code for a protein of 1186 amino acids. NCBI's taxonomy places the organism in Eukaryota, Fungi, Ascomycota, Sordariomycetes, Hypocreales, Nectriaceae. The record is from RefSeq and is a predicted model, not a curated record. The transcript has a single exon.
AUGCCGGCCAACAACCAAAGACCGGCUACCCAAACUCCGGUAUCGCCACGAAACACUGCGAAAUACACCAACAAGGACGGUUCAAAGUUCAUCACCGUCCCCAAGGGAACACCAUCCGAGUCGUCGCUGCCCCCGACCCCCACAAGCGCCAAACCCAAUGGACCCCCACUAGACGUUUCCAAUGUCGACGAUGGACCUGCUCCUGCCAUCAACCGCAAGAAACAGAAGCGCAGACAAAAAGCUGCCGCGAAAGCCGCUGCCCAACAAGCUGCCAACGGACACAACGACCAUGCGUCCGGACGAAGCACUGCUGGGAGUUCCUUGCCAGGCCGCGGCCCCGCUGACCAUGAAGAAGUCGAAAGCGAUGACGAGAAUGAGUACAUCCUAGCAAGCGAAUUGACAGAGCCGACUACGAAUGGCCACCUACCUUCGGACUCUAGAUCUAAGAAGAAUCGAAAGAAGAAGAAGAAGGGGACAAAUGCCGACCCCACAUCGCCAAUUCCGGAAGCUCUCGAGCAUGAGCCGCAGCCCAACUUGUCGCAAGGCGCUGGUAUGUCACGCGAUAAGAUAUGGAGUACGAGCAACCAAGAAGAGCGUGAACGCAUAAAAGCAUUCUGGCUUGGACUGGGCGAAGAUGAGCGGAAAUCGUUGGUCAAGGUGGAGAAGGACGCUGUUCUCAAAAAGAUGAAGGAACAACAGAAACAUACUUGCAGCUGCACUGUGUGUGGAAGAAAGCGGACUGCGAUUGAGGAGGAAUUGGAGGGUCUUUACGAUGCCUACUACCUGGAGCUCGAACAAUUCGCAAAUCAAGGCGAAGGACCACCGAUGCUGCCGUCAGCCCGGGAUUUCGCUCUAAGACGAGGACUACCUUCGAGUUAUACAAACCGACCCCCAUCACGAGGCCGAAUAGUGGAACAAUUGGGAGACGAGGAAGAUGACGAGGAGGACGACGAACUGGAAGAGGUCUACAGUGAAGACGAAGUGGAGGAUGACGAUUACAGCGACGACGAACCUCCCGAAGAAUAUCAAACCUCACACGAGCGAGACGUCGCCGAUUUCUUGACGUUUGGCAACAGCCUGCAAGUCAAGGGUACGCAGCUCCUAGAAUCACUCCUCCGCAGAUAUGGUAACAUGGACUUAGGUGGUAUUCUCACCGUGGCGGAUGACCUUCUUAAAAACGACGGCAAGCGGUUUAUCGAAAUGAUGGAACAGCUUGCGGAACGUCGGAUGGCAAGAGAGGAAGACGCUCGCGAACACUUUUCACGAGGCUACGGUCACCCCAAUGGCUCAUACUCCAACAACCCUCAUAAUCACCCCCCUCCUGAAGAAGACGAGUACGACGAGGAAGAGGACGAGGAAGAAGAUUAUGAUGAUAGCCAGGACGAGGAGUAUGAGGAGGAAGAGGUAUACUCAAACCCCUCUGUGAUGCCAUCCCAGUCCCAUACUGAGUGUUGCUGCCAGGACCAAAUGACAGAGGAGCAACGAAUGGAGGAAGGUCGCCGCAUGUUCCAGAUAUUCGCCGCUCGCAUGUUUGAACAACGGGUUCUCUCCGCCUAUAAGGAAAAGGUCGCCAAGGAACGUCAGCAAAGGCUUCUGGAAGAGAUUGAGGCAGAGGACCGAGAGUCUGAGCUCAAGAAAGCCAAGAAAGCCAAGGACGCGCAGAAGAAGAAGGACAAGGCUGCUCAAAAGAAGCAAGCAUUGGCCGAGGAGAAAGCGCGGAAAGAAGCCGAGAAGGCGGCAGCAGAUGCUGCACGGUUGGAAGCCGAGAGGCAACGGGUUGCUGAACAGAAAGCCAGGGCCGAAGAGAAACGAAAGCAGAAAGAAGCGCAGAAGAAGGCCGAGGAAGAGGCACGACUACGGAAAGAGGCAGAGCGACAACGACGACUCCACGAGCAACGCGAGAAGCAAGCCGAACAAGAACGCAAGGCUCGAGAAACCAAGGAGAAGGAGAAGAAGCUCAAGGAAGAACAGCGACAAAGAGAUAAGGAGGCUCGAGAGCAAAAGGAGCGUGAGGCUCAAGAGCGUAAGGAUAAACAAGAGCGCGACAAGAGGGAUAAGGAAGCCCGUGCCGCCAAGGCCCAGAAGGAUGCUCAAGCGGCUCGCGAGGCUAAAGAAAAGUUGAGAGAGGAGAAGGCAGCUGCUCAAAAAGCAGCGAGUCACCCAUCUCAACCCAUUCAAAUUCCGAAGCGCCCAUCACAGCAUUCAGCACCCAUACCUACCGUACUUCCACAAAAUGCCUCGAACCCAGCAAGCUACGCAUCGCCAAAGAUACCAGUUGUAACUCCCGUGCUAUCCAAGGCACCAACACCGAUUCGGCCCCGAACCACGUCUCAACAGCAAGACGUGGCGUUACCGUCAACCACAGUUUCAGCUAAUAGUCAAGACCCCUCACCCCACUCGAUGACGCCUCAGAGUCCUGGCCCAAUUGGCCAGCACCAUGGAAGCGCAAGUACGCAGCAUUCUCACUCGGUUUCGCCUACAAACGGACACUCAAGGAUGCUUGGACACUCUCCUUUCCAGAUACCUCCGAUGGGAAUGCAACCGCCCCCAGGAUUAGCCCAUCACCCACCCCCACCAGGUUUCGCAAACCGCAUGCCUCACGAAGCUAUCUUUUCAGGUUUUAGGCAUAGUCCUGGGGCUAUGAUGCCUCCUCCCGGCAUCAACGGGCCACCUGGCCGCGGAUUCUCUGUUCCUCUGCCCCCAGGGUUUACGCAGCCCAUUGGUGACCAGUUUGAUAUGGGUGGGUUCCCGAUGCCCACAGACCUCCCUCCACCAACGCAUCAUCGCCAAAGUUCACUGCAGUUCGACACGCCUUUGACUCCAUCACAGCCUAUAGGACGACCUGCACCUAUUGGGCGUCCUGGAAGCCUCAGCCAAAGCCGUGCAUCUGACGACCAGGACGAUGAGACUGCUCAUCUAGGUAGUCGAGCUCUUUUAGAGGACGAUGAGCCUCUCGCAGCUGAGGUCAACCCAGGCAGCCUACGAAACCAGCCUCCAGGGCCACGCGGUGACUUCACCACAAGUCCCUUUUUGCCUUCAGCGUUCCCUCUGGCGCACAACCCCUGGGGUCCUCCUGCUGUUGGGGGACAUCCUCUGCCUCCCCCCGGAUUCAACAACCCCGGAUGGGGUGCACCAAGUGUGCCUCCAGGCUUCGGCAUGACAUCUCCUAUUGCUGGAAUGAGCUCUAUUCGAGCCCCUGCGCAGCCCAGGUAUGUGACCGUCCGGGCGAUGCUCUGCCAGGCUUGCAAGGAAUUGGCUAGCUCUGGAGACCCGGAAGGUUACAUCGAUAUCGCAAGCCUCAAGUCGAGGAUUGAUGCAAUGUCAGGCGACCACAGCAUCUCUGAACUCGACUUGUUGAACCUUUGUGAGACGGAGGGAAGUCCGUCUAACGGAGGUGGCACGUUCGAUAUCCGACGUGAUGCAGGAGGUCCAGGCAAACAUACUGUUCGAUGGGAACCUGAUCUGAGUGACGGAUUUGGUACACCGUACAGAGCAGUUGGUGCUCCAGGUGAGAUUGGAAGUCCUUUGGUAGGCCACGCAGCUCUUCGCGGGGGAUUGUAG